UUAUCAAGUUCACACAGAAUGGUUUAUAAGACAAAGGGAAAGCUAGGAGGUUCAUUCUUUCUCUGAUCUGAGAGCCGCAGAGAGAGAGAGGGAGAGAGAGGAAGAUGAAGAUGAAGAUGAAGAUGAAGAUGGGUUCUGCAACACUGACGCUGCUCGCUAUCUUCUUCAGCUCAGCAUGGACGGCUUCUGCAGACGGUGAUGUCCAGGAUUGUCUCCUGUCAAACGGUAUCGUAGUUGAGGACGGAAAAGAGCUCCCACUGCGAUGCGCAAACUGUUCCUGUUCGAAGGGUCGGAUGUCGUGUUUCCAAACUCACGAAUGUCAAGGGGUGUGCUCAGUAACCGGAUCCCAGGCGAUCCGCACCUUCGAUGACUCCACUUUCACGAUUAGGAGCUUCUGCGCGUAUCUCCUGGUCAAGACCGACGCAUUCAGUGUGAUCUUGAACAACGGGCCCUGCAAAGAGGACCCCAGAAAGAUCUGCAUCGACAGUUUGGAAUUCAACUUCCAGGGGAAGAUAGUGAUCACCAUUAACUCUACAGGGGAGGUGACAUCAUCAAAAGGGGACACAGUGAUGCCAUUGCACUACGAUGAUUUGCUGACGGUCAGAAAGGUCUCCUCUUUGUUCAUGGAGGUUGCCACGACGAUAGGGGUGGUCGUGCAGUAUGACAUCAUAGGGGGGCGUGUCUAUGUGAUUGUGGAUCAAGUCUACCUGGGGAAGACCCAGGGGCUGUGCGGCACUUUUAAUCACAACAGCAAUGAUGAUUUCAAGUCUGCUAAUGGCUUGGUUGAAGCGAAUCCACAGUAUUUUGUGGAUUCGUGGAGGUUUCACAGUUCCUGUCCAAAUUUGCCCCCCCCUAACCCAUCGGAGUUGGAUGGUUCAGUAGGUAACUGUUCUUUCAUCGAGUCUUCUUUCCCGGACUGCGGGCUGGUGAUGAAUGUUGAUCGUUACCGACAGGAUUGUGAGCGCAGCGUUUUCAACCCCAUGUCGGCUGUGCUUCCUUCGUGUGUGAUCGCAAAUGACUUCACACGCCACUGUGCCUGGACAGGCAUGGCCGUCAACUACGCUGAGUGCGAUGAGAGACAGUGUGGUCAGAAUGCUGUGUACGUUCCUGAUGGUAAAGUGUUGCAGCGUGACUGUCGCUCCUUGACUGACUCUCUGGUUCCUGUCGUCAGUGAGGCUCUGUACACAGCGGGCUGCGUGUGCCUCCCUGGCUUCUACUAUGACUCUGUAUCCGGGAAAUGUGUCUUACCGAAAUCCUGCCCGUGUUACAGAGGCAGCACUGUCUUCCAGCCAGGAGAGCAAAUCAAUAAGAAUUGUGUCUGUGGUUCGAAUUGCCCGCCAGAGGAAGACAUUCCCUGCACGCUGGCUCCUGACGUCUGCCUCAAACACGAAGUCUUUGAUGACUGUGCGGGCGGGACGAGGGGGAAGGCUUGUGAGCCGAACUGCCAGAACCUGGGGCUGCUGGAGGAGCCGUGUCCCACGCAGUGCCAACCAGGAUGUGUGUGCAAACCUGGAUAUGCAAGAUUGGAUGGUGUGUGUAUCUCAAUGAGGGAUUGCCCCUGCAAGCACAGAAAUGAACUCUUCUACCCUGGGGAGAGUAUGACAGUGGACUGCAACACUUGCACAUGUUUGGAGGGGAUAUUUAAAUGCACCACAGAGGACUGUAACAUGAUCUGCAACGUGUACUCCCAGUCUCAAUACGUGCUCUUCGACCAGUUCUGGGAGAAAUAUCCGAGCGGAGACUGCGACAUAGAGCUGCUAGCUGGCAGCGACCAGGGUGCGAAACGCUUCUCUGUGUCUGUGAAGCAGGAUCGCUGCGUGGAGCACGGGGGCGCGGUGUGCAGGAAAAGGGUUCAAAUCCAGUUCGGCUCCACGGUGAUCACCAUGAAGGGGUCGGAUAUCGAAAUGAAUGGCACUGAUGAUGGAGAUGGUGUUCACAUUUAUAAAGCUGGAUUUUAUAACAUUGCUGUUUCUAAAGCUGGCUUCACUGUUUACUACGACACCCACUUAGACAUCAUCAUUGAACUCAGCCCAGCACACAAAGGAGCAGUGUCAGGUAUGUGUGGAGACGCUGAUGGGAGCACCAGAAGGGAAUCUGCAGUGUCUGCUUUGGAUUUCGGGAAAAUGAACCUUCUAACAGAGUGUACAAUUCCUCCGACUCCCUCGACCACAGAGGAACACACGAAGUACAUCGAGUCUCGCUGCAGCAUCUUGAGAAGCAAAGAGUUUGGUCUCUGUCACGCAGAGGUUAACGUUGACUCGUAUUACUCUGCCUGUGUGGAGGAGUCCCUCCUGUGUAAGGACGGGGACUCUUGCCUGUGUUUCUGCACUUCAAUAGCAGCGUACAGCAGAGCCUGCUGCAGGAAGGGCGUGCCUGUAGAAUGGAGAAACGCUGAUCUGUGUCCGGCUCCCUGUGAAUACUACAACAGAGAGUUGGGUGAAGGCCCCUUUGUUCUGGCUGCUCUCAGCGGCCUCGUCGUUGUCGCUGACUUUGAUACGAAAUUGUUCAGCAUGCAGCCUUACGAUGUGAUCCGAUCAAUCAAGCAAGCCUUCAUGAUAACGGAGGGACUUUACAAAGACCCUUACAGUUCUAAGAGGUUGGUAUCAUUCGAAUCAAUCGAUCACCCCAAUUUUUUCCUGGUUUACGGUGACGAUGGGUCCGUCUCCCUAAAACAGUGGCAGUCCGGGACAGAUUUCCGAAAGCACGCCACGUUCCUGGUCCGGAAGAACAGGUGGACAAAGGGAUACGAUGGCUACGAGUCCUACGUGACCCGCGGGAAUUAUCUCCAGGCCGGAGACGACGCAGGAGUAACUGUGAGCAACUACAUACAGGGGCUGGGCAACCUGAUGAGCUUCCAGACCAAAGUGGAAUCUUUCAGUCUCCCCAAUCGAAAACUCUGCACCUGGUCCUACAUGUCCUGCCACUCCCCCCUGUAUUAAAACCUGCCGGGACCCCACAGGAAAAAAUUGCACACUCAACCUCAGAAUUGAAGGCUGUUUCCCUGAAUGUGCUCCAGACAGAGUCUUUGACGAGACCACACACAGAUGUGUCUACCCUACAGACUGUUAUGAGGUGCCUCCAUCCCUGACCACGCCUCCUCCAACCCUGACCGCGUCCUC
This is a messenger RNA of Acipenser ruthenus (sterlet), 3119 nucleotides long. Its product is annotated as otogelin-like protein. Gene Ontology annotation, molecular function: alpha-L-arabinofuranosidase activity. Gene Ontology annotation, cellular component: extracellular matrix. NCBI's taxonomy places the organism in Eukaryota, Metazoa, Chordata, Actinopteri, Acipenseriformes, Acipenseridae. Bases 105 to 2939 code for a protein of 944 amino acids. The record is from RefSeq and is a predicted model, not a curated record. Gene Ontology annotation, biological process: L-arabinose metabolic process. The transcript has 25 exons.